AAGGCCGACUCUCUGCCUCUCUCACAAGCACUCGCGAGAAAGUUUCACACAGAGAGAGAGAAAAACCAAGAAAGUUUCAGAGAGAUGGAGGGCUUCACUUGCGGAACAGAAUCUUGGGUUUCUUCCAUCCGAAAAAACCCAGAUGAGCAAACCCAUCAAUCACUACAAACCUCUUCUUCUUCUGAAAUCAUGCUAGGAAUUGGAGAAGAAGAAUGGCCGAAGCUGAACAGCUUGAAGAGCAAGAAGAAGAAAAAGAACCAGGUUUUGCUUGAAGGGUAUGUAGAGGCAGCCGAUGAGGAUGAUUUGUCGAGGACCAAGAGCUUGACGGAUGAGGAUCUUGACGAGCUCAAAGGGUGUUUGGAUCUGGGAUUUGGGUUCAGCUACGAAGAGAUUCCUGAGCUCUGUAACACCUUGCCUGCUCUUGAGCUUUGUUAUUCUAUGAGCCAGAAAUUCAUGGACGAAAACCAGAAGUCGCCGGAGAAUUCUCCGACCACAGUUGAUUCGUGCCCUUCGGUUUCAAGUCCAAUUGCCAAUUGGAAGAUCUCUAGUCCUGGUGACCAUCCUGAGGAUGUGAAAGCAAGGCUCAAAUACUGGGCACAGGCUGUGGCAUGCACCGUUAGGUUAUGCAACUGAGAAAAAUUAGGACUUUUUGGAUUAAUGCUUUAGAUGAAAAUUAAAAAAUGGAUGGGCAAUUUCCUUGAUUUGAAACAUCAUCAAAUAUGAACAGGUUAGACCUUCAUCGGGAGCUUGCGCUUCACUGGUUUAUUCUGUAAUGGCUCCUGUCAGGAAUGAUUGUUCCUGCAAUUCUAGAACCUGUUGAUGAUGGAUUUACUCUGAGGAAGAGAAAGAGGAUGAUGAAGAAGAAUAUUUCAGGUUUGAGAUGAACCAAAUACCCGAGACUUGACUUAACUGUUCGAAGGCUAAACCAUUGUAUUGUAUCCAGAAGAAUGAAAACAAUUCAUGAAUUCAAUAAACCAUUUUAUUUCUAGUCAA
This is a messenger RNA of Prunus avium (sweet cherry), 993 nucleotides long. Lineage: Eukaryota; Viridiplantae; Streptophyta; Magnoliopsida; Rosales; Rosaceae. The record is from RefSeq and is a predicted model, not a curated record.